GUUUUGUUUUCCACCCGAUAUUAUUUACUGACGGACUUGUACCUUUGGGCACUUGGUUUAAUCAAGGAAAAAAAUAAAAAAUAAAAACUAUGAAUUUUUCAUCCUGGUUUUAGGAAUUUGCAGUAUUUCAGUCUCGUGUAUGCUUAGUUCGAGGUUUUUUUUAAUAAUGGAGAAGAGUGAACAGAACUUUUGCAGUGAGGGAUGUAGCGAUCCAUCCAACCUUGUUUCAGAAGAUGGAAAAAAUAUGAAAUCAGUGGUGUGCCAGCGUUGUGGAUCAAAAGUGCUCUGCCCGGGCAUGGCUGUAUUUGCCGAAAAGCAGCUAUUCCUACCUUCAUUGAAAAAGAACAUCAAGAACAACAAUCAGUCCGACGGAACAUUCGACGGAGAUACGUUAACAGCUCACUGGCUGGUGGAUGAUAUGUACACCUUCGAGAAUGUUGGCUUCACCAAAGAUGUAGGCAAAAUAAAAUAUCUUAUCUGUGCCGAUUGUGAGAUUGGACCCAUUGGAUGGCAUAACCUUGAUGACAAGAAAUGUUUCUACAUAGCACUGGAUCGAGUUAAACAUGUGUGAUGUACUUAAGCAUGUUUUGUACCAGACCAUAUUACACAACUUGCUUUCUCUUGGUACACAUUUUUGGCGUAGUUUUAAACAUGCUUGGGAGUAGAGUUUGAUACUAUAAAAUGCUUUGUUUUGCAAUAUUAGAUGCAGUUAGUUUUCAUAUUUCGUAUUCUGUUUAUUCACUUAGUAAGUAUGCUUGAUUAACAUCCUUUUUUCAUUCAUAAAGAACUCGUAUUCCUAUUGCUGAUGUACACGAAAUCAGUAUUUUAAGUCAUGUUAUUAAAGGCUUUCGAACACA
Molecule: messenger RNA, 857 nt
Organism: Hemibagrus wyckioides
Lineage: Eukaryota; Metazoa; Chordata; Actinopteri; Siluriformes; Bagridae
Gene: rabif
Product: RAB interacting factor
Exons: 3
Coding region: 140-571 (143 amino acids)
Biological process (GO): post-Golgi vesicle-mediated transport; small GTPase-mediated signal transduction
Cellular component (GO): membrane; cytosol
Molecular function (GO): zinc ion binding; guanyl-nucleotide exchange factor activity
Source: RefSeq, a predicted model, not a curated record